CAUAGCAAGUAAAGGGGGCGGGAGUGGCGCUCGCAAUUCUGAAACCCUUCCCCUUUCCUUCGUUUUCCCGCCAUGAAAGUAGACGUCGAGAUGGGCGGAGGAAGCCCGAAGCUCUUGGAGAGGAAGCAAGCCGUCUACAGGAAUCUGGAUGAGAGGUAUGAGAUCCACGGUGAGACGUACAAGGGGCAGCAGUACAGCCACAUCUACUUUACUCGGCUACACUACAUGAGGAAUCUCCUUUAUUCGCUCGUCCCUAAGUGGAAGCCCAACCUCCCUGUUAAUACAGUUUUGGGGCUUGAAGAAGAGAAAGAAUGCAUCAUCGUGGGCACAAUAUACAAGCACAUGAAACUCAAGCCUUCUAUUCUUGAUGAAUACUCUAAGGAGAGAUCUAAAGUUCCUCUGGCGAAGCCUCAUAACUUUGUGCACCCUGAUGAUCAUCUUAUUUUGGAAGAUGAAAGUGGAAGGGUUAAACUAGCUGGAAGUUUGCUCGAUCCUUCAGCUUUUGUAACAGGAAUUGUAGUUGCCGUACAUGGAAAGGAAACUAGUGAAGGCAAGUUUUUUGUUCUUGAUAUGCUGGAAGCUGGUCUACCCCCACAGAUCGAUCAGCCACCUAGCUCGACAGAAGACAAAUAUGUUGUCUUCGUGUCAGGAUUGAGUAUUGGGAGCAGCACUUUCAAUCCUCUUCAGUUCCAACUUCUUGUUGACCAUAUCACUGGGCAUUUAGGUGAUGAAAAUGAACAAACCUUUGCAUCUCAAAUAGUUCAUUUUAUAAUUGCUGGGAAUUCUGUACAAAUUCUACAGGGACUUCUUAAUGGUCAGACAAUUGCUCCGAGGGAUCAGUCUACCUUAACUGAACCAAUUAAGGAGCUCGAUAUUUUAUUAAAUCAGCUUGCAGCGGCUAUGCCUGUUGAUAUCAUGCCAGGACCUAGUGAUCCAGCAAACUUUUCCUUACCUCAGCAGCCCUUAAACAGAUGUUUAUUUCCUGGAGCAUCUGCCUAUAAUACAUUUAUUUCAUGCACUAAUCCUCAUCAAUUUGAGCUGGAUGAUAUUCAGUUCCUAGGAACAUCUGGACAAAAUAUAGAUGAUCUUUUCAAGUAUUCUGAGGCAAAAAACAAGCUUGAAUUUAUGGAGAGGACAUUAAGAUGGAGGCACCUGGUACCAACAGCUCCAAACACCCUUGGAUGUUAUCCCUUCACCGAUAAAGACCCUUUCCUCGUUGAGAGCUGUCCACAUGUUUAUUUUGUUGGUAAUCAAGAUAAGUAUGAAACCACGUUAUUACAAGGGUCUGACAACCAAUCUGUGAGGCUUAUCUGCAUUCCAAAAUUUUGUGAGACUGGAGUUGCUGUCAUGCUAAAUCUGAGGAAUCUUGAAUGUCAUUCUCUCAGUUUCUCAACUGGCUUGAAUGUGUAAUAUAUUCUGGCACAUACAAUAUGACAAAGAACUGGUUGUCUUCCAUCAUCUUGCUGAUUGAUUAAUUAUAACUGGUGGUUAAUUGUAAUGCUUGUCCUUCUCGUGUAACAAAAAACGUCGAAAUCUUGUACCAUGUUUUGGCUUCCAGCAACCCAGUUUCAUAUUGUUCUUCUAACUUAUGCCAGGCCAACCUUCUUUCGUUGGUGUGGCAACAAAGUGCAACAAGUCAUUUGUCUUCUGCAUGCUGUGAUCAGCCCCUGAAAUGUAUUUUUGAUAUUUAUGAUGAUACUGUGGAACCGACAUUUAUCAUCUAUGUAACGGUAUAUGUUGGAAGGCUAA
Molecule: messenger RNA, 1749 nt
Organism: Musa acuminata subsp. malaccensis (wild Malaysian banana)
Lineage: Eukaryota; Viridiplantae; Streptophyta; Magnoliopsida; Zingiberales; Musaceae
Product: DNA polymerase delta small subunit
Biological process (GO): DNA strand elongation involved in DNA replication; DNA replication
Cellular component (GO): delta DNA polymerase complex
Molecular function (GO): DNA binding
Source: RefSeq, a predicted model, not a curated record